ACGUAUAUACGUACAUUUUAACAUAAGGUACGUGCAGGGGGUGUGCAGGCGGUUAAAUAUAUUCUGUUUUUAGAAAGUACGACGCCGGUUCUAACAAACCAAUUUAGUGCAAAAUCAUUACGUCAGUAUGUCACUCUUUCUACACCAAGAUAGGAUCAAAACGACAAGUGGACUUAGAGAGUAAUUCUAUGAAGACUUUCAGAAGCAGCAAGCAUUUUACAUAUCUAACAAGGGAAGAAUUUGAUUCGAUGUGAUCAAAUUUGAGGCUUGUCGAAGGAGCAAUAAAUGCAACGAUGCUAGCUUGUUGUGCUACCAGCUGAUGAAACACCGAAGGGGACCAAAGUACAAUGGGGGACGGACUCAUUAGAAACAUCAUUGCAGCAUGCUGCUUCAUCUCGUGUUGCCGAACCUUCCUCGUACUGGUGUACUUAAUUCCAGAGAGCAAAGCACCUGAUCACUACCCACUUGGUUACACUGUCAUCAGGAAGGAGUACACUGCUGCUCCAGCUCGUGUAAUUGCUGGAAAUGUAAGCUUUGAAGGUUUUCAUGACGACAGUGACGAUGCGCGACAGAAGAUGGUAGAGGAUGGAGAAGAGUUGGCGCGCCAAAGACGCCAUGAUUACAAUGAAGGUUUAGAAGUGGAUAUCGAGGGGGUACCUGUGGCAGAAGUAUCACAAAACUUUGAUCUGAUGCCUGCUGGAGGAUGUCCGGAUUCUGGAAGGGGAAUCUUUCUUCUUACCCUUGUCCAUUCCUUACCGCCACAUUUCGAGCAGAGACAGGCGAUAAGAGAGACAUGGGCGAGGAAUUCAUCACACGGUGAUGGUCCGCGUGUGGCUGUUAUUUUCGUAACCCCUGGGGUCAGUCCAAGACCAGAAGUAAUGAAAGGAUUGAAGAAAGAAGCAGCUAUUCAUAAUGAUAUUAUCCAUAGCGUUGCUGGGGAUUCACUGAGUACAUUCCGACCAUCAUCCAAAGUCCUUCUCUCCAUGAUGGGCUGGACACUCAACUACUGCACCCAUGUUAAAUUCGUGCUCUUUGCUCAUGACGAGCUCUUUAUCAACUUUCAUCAUGUGGUAGCACGCCUAAAACUGGUUACGCCUAAACCAUUUAGAACGUUCUCCAUUGGCAGGGUCAAGAAACUAGCCAAAGUGGAGCGAAAUGCUGUCAAGUGGGAUUAUGUACCCGAAUCUGUGUUCCCGAAAGAAACAUAUCCAAAUUAUUGUGUAGGGGGAGCCGGUUUUGUCAUGUCUCUACCUUUUAUUAGACAGGUUCACCCUAGGGCUGUGCAAUUCAACAAAGAGGUAAAUGUCUUUCCAGCGAGUGAUGUUAUGGUAGGCAUCGUCACAAACCAACUCAAAGCAGAGCCACGUUAUCAUGAAGAAUUCCACAAAUCAGGUGGAGAAGCAAACUACUGUGACUUGCGAGACACUCUCACCCUAGGUGACUUUAACACCCCGAAGCUGAUGCAUGGUGCUUGGAGAAACCACACAGACAGGAUGAACUGUCCCAGUCCUGUUCCAAAUGCCACUGAAAUUAAAUGGUGGACUAAAAAUGUUGAUCAUCGCCAGUACUUUAGCAACGUUUUCCAGUUCAUCCACACGCCAAAAUCAUUUUGCAAAGAUAAGGACAUCACAUUACUAGCGUUAGUGAGCACACAUCCUCACAAUGCAAAUCUCAGAAGUGCCAUACGAGUUACCUGGGGUAGUCCAGACUAUACCAAAGCAGUGAAAGUACGGGUGUUAUUUGUUCUCGGUAGAGCUGCAGUAGAGACACCAGGAACCGUUGACCUCGUUCAGAAGGAGUCCGACAACUUUGGGGAUAUUCUGCAAGCAAAUUUUGUAGAAUCGUUCCAUAAUCUAACUUUGAAGGUCAUUUUAGGCCUACGUUGGGCGUCAAGUGAAUGUUCAUCAGCGAAGUUCGUCUACAAAGGAGAUGAUGAUAUGUUAGUCAAUUUUGAGCAUAUGACCGGCUAUCUCAACCAACUCCCAGUAUUCAGAUCGCAAAAUCUUUUCAUGGGGAACCUUAUGACAAUGAGCCCCGCCAUCAGAACGCCCUCCAAAUACCAAAUCCACAGGGAAGUCUAUCCAUUCAAGUAUUUUCUGCCGUACUUCUCUGGAGGUGGCUAUAUCAUGUCUGCUACCACGGUGCAGAAGAUGUCUAGUAUGUCAGAGACCACAAGGUUGAUCCCUAUAGAUGAUGCCUAUGCAGGAAUACUUGCCUACCGAUGCGGAGUCUCGUUAAUGCAUGCUGGUGGCUUUAUUGUUGGAGGAAGUAGACGCGACGCAUGUAGGUUACGGAAAGCAUUUAACAUGCACGGAUUUAAACGAACUACAAUCUUUAUCGCAACGUGGAAAACGUUUCGUGAGCCUAAAAUCCAAUGCCGGGAGGACGACCAUAAGAAAAAUUGGUCCCAUAUAGCUUGAUAAUUCCAUAUCUAAAAUGUGCAAUUUAGUAUCCAAAGUACAGAACUUACGCAAGCAGUAUUAUCUAAUUGUCAUACCUAAAGUACUGUAUACUUUUAAACUAUUUUACAUUCUUUUAGAAUGCCAAAUACGUGGUCCAAAAUAUUUAUUUUUUUACCGGGGGAUGGGGGAGGGGCUCUUCUGUGGGCUUAAGAAAUAUGUGACAUUAGUAUUAUAUCUUGAGCACCAAGGGAAUAUAUAGUUCUUAUUAUGGCAGCUGAAAUUAAAAGUCUGUAAUAUCAUCCCCUUUCAGGUCUAUAGCGAUAAAUAAGUUUUGUCUUCGAGGGAUCGAACAUAGCGACUGAGCUAAUUAAAAAUCACAUAUUCAAACUGUUGAAUACGUAUUUCAGAAAUUGCAUGCUACACACAGAGCAUGUUAUUUCGUUAUAGGAAAGGGGAAUAAGACUGACUAGGGACGGUCUGUGUUUUAUCCUUUCAGGGCGUUUCAAUAUUAUGCGCGAAAAAGCGUCGCGAACGAGUGGGAAUUCUUUUAUUUCUAGAGCAAAACUAUAUUUUAAAGAACUUUUAUAUAAUAAGGUAUUUCAAUGCAUUAUGGCUUCAACGUCAAUAUCAUCCCUCAUUAAUUUAUUCAUCGCUAAUUGAUAUUUAUGAAGGAGUGUGGUAAUAGGAAGGAAACGUGUAGAAUUUUCCAAAUCGGGUAUAUACUCAUCAGGUGCACAGACUACAAAAAUAAUACGAUGCUUGGAUUGGCAUAUAGACCAAUUAGAAAUAAACGGAUUAAGAGAGUUAUUCUGACCCUAUUCUGUAGCUAGGCUAUAAUGCAAGGUGGCGGUCCAAGCGUCGUGUUUAUUUUGAAUUAUAUCCUCCUGAUGAGGGUUUAUUUCCAAUUAUUGUUCUAAUCAUAAUGCCAAUUCGUCUAAUUACCAACUAGGCCUAUCUACUAUUAUUUGUCUAUCAUCAGUUCGUCCACUAUCCACAUGGUCUAAUUACCAUUUCAUCCACCCACCAUUUCCCCUAAUAAUCAGUGGAUUCCAUAAUAGUCGUUUAGUCCAUAAACCAUUUGGUCUAAUUGGAUCAGUUUUCAUUGGGAGAAAUGAAUGAAAAGAAAAUGGGUAUUCGACCAACUGGUUAUUAGACGAAAUGGUUAUAGACGAACUCAGUGGCCGCGGGGGUAGGGGUGGGGCUGGAUGGGCUACAGCCCUCCCCCACACUUUUUUUCCAAAACCGUGUACAAAAACAUAGAAUGGCCAUAUGAUUGUGAUUUUUUUUUUUUGCAUAUGGUCAGCCCCCCACUUUGAAAACCGUUCCGCGGCCCUGGAACUGGUGGUUAGACGAAGUGAUAAUUGGACCAAAUGGUUGGUAAACGAAAUGUUGAUGGAUGGAAUGGCAUAAGACUAUAAAUGAAGGUAGACCAUGCGGUGAGUGGACGUAUUGGCAAUAGAUGAAUCAGCAGUUUAACUCUUUAGCCUAUAGGUCAGGGAUGAUAUAUCGACUGAACAUUUAUCAAUAGAUAAACUACUGAAGAAUGUAAAAUAAGCGUUUGAUCAAAAUAGAUGGUAGAUUUAAAUUUCUAUUUUCCACUGGUAUAUAUUUUGAUUUGGGGGAGGUUACUUUGAAGAAAAAAAAAUGUUGACACUAUAUCAUAUCUCCGGGCUGCUAUUGCUUCAAGCAGUUUGUAUUUUACUCAUCUUAACUUAUCACAUGCUUUAUGUACAUUAUCAGUCUUUGUCUUCGUCAGUAUUAUUUAUCUCUUCGAUUGUUACUUUGAAUGUAUUCAUUUAUAUCUUUGUGAACCCCUGAUGUGAACAUGGCAUUUCAUUACCAGCUGAUUUAUAAAUAAAAUACAGAAACU
Messenger RNA from Lytechinus variegatus (green sea urchin), 4272 nucleotides. RefSeq lists its product as uncharacterized. Bases 348 to 2420 code for a protein of 690 amino acids. Gene Ontology annotation, cellular component: membrane. Gene Ontology annotation, molecular function: hexosyltransferase activity. NCBI's taxonomy places the organism in Eukaryota, Metazoa, Echinodermata, Echinoidea, Temnopleuroida, Toxopneustidae. The record is from RefSeq and is a predicted model, not a curated record. The transcript is spliced from 3 exons.